Molecule: messenger RNA, 1194 nt
Organism: Poeciliopsis prolifica (blackstripe livebearer)
Lineage: Eukaryota; Metazoa; Chordata; Actinopteri; Cyprinodontiformes; Poeciliidae
Gene: mettl21cb
Product: methyltransferase 21C, AARS1 lysine b
Exons: 5
Coding region: 221-1018 (265 amino acids)
Biological process (GO): peptidyl-lysine methylation
Cellular component (GO): cytoplasm; cytosol
Molecular function (GO): protein-lysine N-methyltransferase activity
Source: RefSeq, a predicted model, not a curated record
UUUCAAUCAUGUAAUCUUCUGCACAUGUGUGGCAUAGCAGAGGAUAUAGCAUCACACAGUGCAAGCUGCUGUUGAAGCGUAGGGAGGGGAGGGGAGACCCCUGCUUCAGGUCACAGAGAGCAGAUGAAGCCGCCUCUAUAAAGACAUGGACUCAACCUACAAAGGUGCGCACUCUGGCAAAAACAUAAAUUAGAAGAGGAGAAUACCGCUUCCUGAAGACAUGGAAGGAUUGUUAUCAGCCAGCCAGCCUUUUCUACCAAAGACUUCAGAAAGCAGAAGGAAAGAAAUCAUGAGUCAUGAUGAGAAACUGCAGAGCAAGGAAGAAAUGACUGAUCUGGCUUUGACAGACCAAGAUAUGAUGACAAGGGAGGGUUUGGACAGGAGAAAUGUGUGGGAGCCGAGCGUUUAUUAUCCCCUGGGAAAGGAGUCCUUUCAUUUUGUUGGUCAUGAAGUCAACAUCCGGGAGUCCACGGACUCAUACGGCGCUCUGAUUUGGCCUGGGGCAAUAGCUCUCUGUCAGUUUUUAGAAAACAACCAGCAACAAAUGAACCUGAUGGACAAAGCAGUGCUGGAGCUUGGAGCAGGAACUGGCUUACUCUCCAUAGUGGCAAGUUUGUUAGGUGCCUGGGUGACUGCUACUGAUCUGCCUGACAUCUUGUCCAAUCUGUCCUUCAACCUUCGCCGGAAUACCAAGGGGCGUUCACGCUACAUCCCCCAGGUGGCUGCCCUCUCCUGGGGCCAGGAGCUGGAGCGAGACUUCCCCUUCCCGUCCUACCGCUACGAUUAUGUGCUUGCCGCUGAUGUGGUGUAUCACCACGACUUCCUUGGGGAACUGCUCAACACUAUGCUUCACUUCUGCAGACCAGGGAGUGGGACAACCCUGCUUUGGGCGAACAAAAUUAGGUUCCAGUCAGACCUGAGGUUCGCAGAGAGCUUUAAGAGCAGUUUCAACACAACACUGCUUGUUGAGGUACCGCAGGAGAAUGUGUGGAUAUACAAGGCCACAGCGAAGGAGUGAACAAACGAGAUGUAAAAGCUCAAAACCAGCUCAAGAACUUCCUAAAUUUGUUUUUCUUUUGUUGAUUUAAAUCAGUGCAGGGAAACGUUUGGCUUGUUCCAUAAUCAUACGAUUCGUAUUUUCCAGUAAUAUCACAUGAAAUGAAAUCACGGUAAUACUUUCCAAGUACCCUUUCA